Messenger RNA from Salvelinus sp. IW2-2015, 338 nucleotides. The record is from RefSeq and is a predicted model, not a curated record. Lineage: Eukaryota; Metazoa; Chordata; Actinopteri; Salmoniformes; Salmonidae.
UGUGUGUGUGUGUCUGCAGUGUAAGCUGAUCGUGUGCCAGAUGAGUAACACCCGUUGCCAACCGCUGAGCUGGCUGUUGGUUCCCAUGGCGACGGUGGUGUUGUUGGCGGUUACAGGGCUGGUUGCUAACGAGACGCUGUUGAUCUACGUGUGGACGGCCAUCGUCAUACUCACACACAUACACUACGGAGUGUCAGUGGUGCACCAGCUCAGCGAUCACUUCAACAUAUUUGCCUUCUCUCUGAUGAAGCCCAGCACUGACUGACAGGACCAGGAGCGAAUCGGCUUGCAGGGAGCAGAGGUUUAGACCCUCCCACCUCCCUCUGCAGCCAACCGCA